AUGGAGGUAGCAUGGUGGCAGGGUGUGACAAAACCAGCUUCUGAUUGGACGAAGGGUCAGUCGUCUUCAGUCGAUUUUCUUCAAUCGUUGUUGAGUUACUCAGACGUCCACAUCUCAGAACGCUCAGGUGAACCGAGUCGCGUUGUGAUACUGUGUGAUAAUACUGAACAUUCAAGAAUUGCCACUCCUGUGACCAAUAUGUUCCCGGACGAUUCCAAGAUGAAAUUUGUACCACUGGCUGCAUAUUCGACCGUUACCAGACGAACUUCUUCGAUGCAUGUCAAAAGCGACAUAUUAAAGAGGCCCGACGAACUUUCUGUCAGAAAGUAUGAGACUUACGCCAACUCGUCUGCGAAAUACCAAUUUACCGAUUAUGAUGAGAUUGAGCUGGUGCGUGAAGACGUUAUAUAUGCUGCAAGCUUUUAUUAUAUUAUUAAACGUCCUGUAGCAGACAAGGAAAGAGCAUCCAAACAUAAAAUAUCUUUCAAACAAGAAGCAGAUGUUGGACUGGAGGUAACUGUUACAUUCGCAACGUGCAAUGUUAGAAAAUAUCACGAUAUUAGCGACUCUCCUAAAACGGACGAUAUGGAAGAGCAGUAUGCCUCGCUUGUUCAGGAGCUUCAUAAUCUAAUGGAAACUGAUGACGAAUAUGUAGCAGACAAGGAAAGAGCAUCCAAACAUAAAAUAUCUUUCAAACAAGAAGCAGAUGUUGGACAGGAGUGUCCUUUAUAUGGUUUUUCUACUGGGAAUGAACUGUUUGUUGAUUUAGAGAAUUGA
Harpegnathos saltator (Jerdon's jumping ant) is the source of this 777-nucleotide messenger RNA. RefSeq lists its product as uncharacterized. Lineage: Eukaryota; Metazoa; Arthropoda; Insecta; Hymenoptera; Formicidae. The coding region runs from base 1 to 777 and encodes 258 amino acids. The transcript is spliced from 5 exons. The record is from RefSeq and is a predicted model, not a curated record.